Lycium ferocissimum is the source of this 748-nucleotide messenger RNA. RefSeq names its product RNA polymerase II transcriptional coactivator KELP. Gene Ontology annotation, biological process: positive regulation of transcription initiation by RNA polymerase II. The transcript has 3 exons. Gene Ontology annotation, molecular function: transcription coactivator activity; DNA binding. The record is from RefSeq and is a predicted model, not a curated record. Bases 42 to 530 code for a protein of 162 amino acids. NCBI's taxonomy places the organism in Eukaryota, Viridiplantae, Streptophyta, Magnoliopsida, Solanales, Solanaceae.
UCCACCGCUGCAAAUUCCAGAACAUUCUGUUCUUAGAAGAAAUGGAUUCAGAAACCUCCAACAAAAUCUCAGAAACAGUUCUUGAAAUCCUCAAAUCAUGUAACCUUGAUGAAGUUACAGAGCUCAAAAUCCGUAAAAUGGCUUCUGAAAAGCUAGGGCUUGACUUGUCCGACCCGACCCGAAAGAAAUUUGUCAGGCAAGUCGUGGAAAAGUUCCUUGCUGAAGAACAAGCUAAAGUUGAAGCAACUGAAGAAGUAGUUGAAGAAGAAGAGGAGGGUAAAAAAAAAGGUGAUAAAGAGUACGAUGAUGAUGGUGAUCUCAUUGUUUGUCGAUUGUCGCAUAAGAGAAGAGUGACGAUUACUGAGUUUAGGGGGAAAACUCUGGUGUCGAUAAGAGAGUACUACAACAAAGAGGGCAAGGAGUUACCUACUGCUAAAGGGAUAAGCUUGACAGCUGAGCAAUGGGCAACAUUCAAGAAGAAUAUUCCCGGAGUUGAAAAAGCCAUCAAGAAAUUGGAGUCGAGGUCUUAGUUUAGUUUCUCUUCUUUCUUUUGGUUACAUGCAGUAGUAAAUUGUGUAAUAUCUGAAGUGCUUCAACAGUAGGACAGACUUAUUUUUUGGCCUUACCCCUGCUCUUUUGGGUAUAUAGAUGUUAUCUAAUGAAUGGGAGGUAGCUGGUUUCUGGAAAGACUAAAGAUAGGUUCUUGAAUUCCUUCUCUGAUUUAUGAUGCAUCUUUUACUUCACCUGA